Molecule: messenger RNA, 464 nt
Organism: Bactrocera oleae (olive fruit fly)
Lineage: Eukaryota; Metazoa; Arthropoda; Insecta; Diptera; Tephritidae
Source: RefSeq, a predicted model, not a curated record
CGCCUUCGGUUUUGCUGCCCUUUGUAACCUGAUCUCCUGCAUGCUACAUAUAGUAAUCACUGGACAUUUCAUGAUUAUAGCUAUCAGAGAGUUUUCUAUAACUCCACAGACUUACAGUCAGAUGAUGUGGAUUAUGAUGCAUAUAUUCAGACUACUUUUGGUAGUGGAAGCUUGUCACAAGGCGACCGUAGAGUCAAAGAAAACCAUACAGAUCGUUAGCGAAAUCAAGCGCAAAACUGUAGAGCAAUCGUUAGCAGCUGAGUUUCAAAAAUUUUGGAAAUACUUACAUACUUACGAAGUAAGAUUUUCGGUAUUGGGGAUCUGUGAUAUCAACAGAACGAUAUUGACAACGUUCAGCUCAGGAAUUGUUACAUAUCUCUUUAUUGUUUUACAAUUCGAAAAUACCUUAUAUCUUUGAAGUCAAUUCAAAAAUAUUGCAAAAAACGUUGAAAUAUAAUAAUAUA